AGAAGCUUCAGGUUUGUGUUAAUGGUGCCCAGGGGCCUUGUAGUUUUGAUUUUUAUUUCCUUACUGUCUGCAGCCAUGGCUUAGAAAGAGAGAUGUCGGGGUUCCCAUGGCCAGGACCGAGGUGGAGGUGACCGCGCAUGGACUUUCAGAGGAGGCUGGGCCUUUUGCUCACAGCCCUCAGCGCGGGGCUGCUGCUGCUUUUCGGCUGGGUGACGCUUGCUCAGCCCAUCUCUCUUUCAGCACUGGCCCACCACCCCCACUUGUGCCAGACUAGCUGGGAUGCUGAUGGCCGCCACUACCCGGGUUUUUUCUGUCCUCGGCUGUCGGAUACCCCGGAGGAAGCUUACUGCUGUCACCUGCAGGCUGCAGGGGGCUCCUGCUGCACCCGGGCUGAAUUUGAGGCCUUGUACCAGGUCAACCUGUCCGCCCUUCCGCCCCCACCCCUCCUCAGGUGAGAACACCAGCCCCAGAGCCACUGGGAUCCAGACAGGGUGUUCCAGCAUCCGGGGCUCUGUUUUUAAAUUCUGGGGCGGAAGGCUUAGUACAGACUAGUGGAGGGGUCGACUUCGAACAGAAAAUCGCGUGAAUGCAUGAUUACAAACAGUUUUGUGGAGGAAGUUCAGGAGGCUGUGUAAGCGGGUAACGCUGCAUGCAUCGAGGGGCUGGGGCGGGGUGGGACGGGUGUCUAGACUAAGAGGAUUUUGUAGUCCGAGGAUUACACCCGUUAUGGGUGGGGUUUUCAAUCCUGAAUCCGUCCAUGAAUGGUUUCACGGCACCUGCGAGCCCUCUGAAUUUCUAGUUAGGAAUUCUAUAUUUAUCUGGGGAGAGGGGUGUCCCGAGCUUUCUCCGGACUCUAAGGGGCUCAGUAACCCAAAGGCUGCAGCAAUGAGCGCGCGCCUAGGGCCAGCACCUUGAUACUCUCGCCUCUCCCACAGGGGCCGGGGUCCGCUCCUAGCGCUGGGCCUCUAUACCCUGCUGCUCGUGGCCCUGAUGACCGCCGACCUCGUGCACUUCUGCCGCAGUCGGGCAGGGGGUCGGCGCCCAGGCAGCCUCGGGCCUCCCUCUGGGUCCUCUGCCGCGCGCCCCCUGC
This is a messenger RNA of Leopardus geoffroyi (Geoffroy's cat), 1090 nucleotides long. RefSeq names its product protein shisa-like-1a. The transcript has 2 exons. The coding region runs from base 138 to 455 and encodes 105 amino acids. Lineage: Eukaryota; Metazoa; Chordata; Mammalia; Carnivora; Felidae. The record is from RefSeq and is a predicted model, not a curated record.